GAAUGUUGCGUACAAUGGGGACCUUAGGGUGACGCUCUCGAAUUCCAGCCCAUUUCGAGCUAUGCUCCGAGAACCAAGUUCCAUAAUAAAAUCCAUCCCGCGAGACGUUUAAACCCUCUCCGAGUCCCACCUUCCCUCCCUCCCUCCCUCCGCCCUUUAGGUUCUGUAGAUUAUCUUCUUGAAAAGGAAAACCAGUCUUUGCCGUCAAUCUCUCUCUCUCUCUCUCUCUCUCUCUCUCUCUCUCUCUCUCUCUCGCUCGCUCUCUGUAGUUUUCUCUGUUGAGAGCUGUGGAUAGCAGGUGGAGAUGAGCAGUUCGAGAAGUCUUCUUCUACGGAUCGGCGAUAAAUGCCCCGAGUAUGGCACCAAUGCUGACUUCAAAGAGCACAUUGAAACAUGCUUUGGCGUAGUUCGCCGGGAGUUAGAGCACUCCAAGGAUGAAAUUUUGCCUUUCUUUCUCCAAUGUGCUGAACAAUUGCCUCACAAGAUUCCUUUAUAUGGGACAUUGAUUGGUUUGCUGAACUUGGAAAAUGAAGACUUCGUUAGAAAAGUAGUGGAGAAUACUCAAACUAAUUUGCAGAAUGCCCUAGAUCUGGGAAAUUGCAACCAGAUUCGGAUUAUGUUGCGGUUCCUCACUGCUAUGAUGUGCAGUAAAGUUGUACAACCAGGCUCUCUUGUGGUUGUCUUUGAAACGUUAUUAUCCUCGGCUGCUACAACUGUGGAUGAGGAGAAAGGAAAUCCUUCCUGGCAAGCACGUGCUGACUUUUACGUAACUUGCAUCUUAUCCUGUCUCCCUUGGGCUGGAAUAGAACUCGUUGAGCAAGUUCCUGAGGAGAUUGAUAGAGUUAUGGUUGGCCUAGAAGCUUAUUUGAGCAUCAGAAGGCAUUCUUCAGAUGUUGGAUUCUCCUUUUUUGAGGAUGAGGAAACUGGGAAAGCUGCUGAUGGGAAGGACUUCUUGGAAGAUUUAUGGGGUCGUAUACAAGUUUUAUCAAACAAUGGGUGGAAACUUGAUAGUGUUCCGAGACCACACCUCUCAUUUGAACCUCAGCUAGUUGCUGGAAAGUCACAUGAUUUUGGUCCAAUUAGUUGUCCUGAACAACCAAAUUUGCCUGCAACGCUUUCUGGAAUCACUUUUGGGAUACAAAAGCAUGAUGCGGAGUUGAAAUAUCCUCAAAGAUUACGAAGACUUAACAUAUUUCCUGCAAAUAAAUUUGAGGAUCUACAGCCUAUUGAUCGUUUUGUUGUGGAAGAGUAUUUGCUGGAUAUACUGUUGUUCUUCAAUGGCUGUCGAAAGGAAUGUGCUUCGUACAUGGUCGGUCUGCCAGUUCCCUUUCGAUAUGAAUAUCUAAUGGCAGAGACUAUAUUUUCUCAGUUACUUUUGCUACCACAGCCCCCAUUCAAGUCGUUAUAUUACACUUUGGUUAUUAUUGACCUCUGUAAGGCUCUUCCUGGGGCCUUUCCUGCGGUUGUUGCUGGUGCAGUCCGUGCUUUGUUCGAAAAAAUAUCUGAUCUAGAUAUGGAGUGCCGAAUGCGACUCAUCCUUUGGUUCUCCCACCACCUGUCAAACUUUCAGUUCAUCUGGCCAUGGGAAGAGUGGGCUUAUGUUUUAGACCUCCCAAAAUGGGCCCCACAGCGUGUGUUUGUUCAAGAAGUUUUGGAGAGAGAGAUUCGUUUGUCAUACUGGGAUAAAAUUAAACAGAGCAUCGAGAAUGCACCUGGUUUAGAAGAGUUGCUUCCCCCAAAGGGUGGGCCAAAUUUUAAAUAUAGUAUAGAAGAUGGUAAAGUACAAACUGAACAACAUGUGCUUUCUGUGGAACUCAAUGGCAUGGUGAGAGGAAGAAAAAGUGCCCGUGAAAUUAUUUUAUGGAUAGAAGAAAGUUUAUUUCCCCUUCAUGGUUUAGACAUUACAGUUCAAGUGGUUGUUCAGACACUUCUCGACAUUGGGUCAAAAAGCUUUACUCAUUUGAUCACUGUCUUGGAGAGAUAUGGCCAAGUCAUUGCAAAGAUAUGUUCUGAUCAGGAUAAGCAAGUCAUGCUCAUUUCUGAAGUAAGUUCUUACUGGAAGAACAGUGCACAGAUGACAUCUAUAACAAUUGAUCGAAUGAUGGGUUACCGGCUUAUAUCUAAUUUGGCUAUUGUGAGAUGGGUGUUCUCUCCAGAAAAUGUUGAGCAAUUUCAUACAUCAGAUCGUCCAUGGGAGAUCCUUAGAAAUGCAAUUAGCAAGACAUACAAUCGUAUUUGUGAUCUGAGGAAAGAGAUUGCGUCCCUCCAGAAGGGUGUUGUGUCAGCUGAAGAAGCUUCAGCAAUGGCUAAAUCAGAGUUGGAUGCUGCUGAGUCAAAAUUAAUGCUUGUGGAUGGUGAACCUGUUCUUGGUGAAAACCCUGUGAGGUUGAAACGAUUGAAAUCGCAUGCUGAAAAGGCAAAAGAGGAGGAAGUGUCUGCACGUGAGUCUUUAGAGGCUAAAGGGGCUUUACUUGCUCGAGCUCUCGAGGAAAAUGAGGCAUUGUUCAUCUCUCUGUACAGAAAUUUCUCAAAAGUGCUGAUUGAACGCUUGCCAGAUGCAUCUGGAGAUCAAACAGCGUGGAGCCUACGAUCUACUCAGACAAAUGUACUGGCUGUUGACCUUGAAAGUUCGUCAGUGAUGGAUGUUGACAAUGAGAAUGAAAAAAUCAAACGAAGCCAGCUGAAUGGCGAGAAACCAAGUAGUGGCUAUAAUUUGGGUGAAAAGGAGCAAUGGUGUUUGUCUAUGCUGGGAUAUGUCAAGGCUUUCUCCAGGCAAUAUGCUUCUGAGAUAUGGCCUCACAUUGAGAGGUUAGAUGGGGAGGUUUUGACAGAAGAUGUGCAUCCUCUUUUCCGAAAAGCAGUUUAUUCUGGUCUGCGCCGACCAAUCAGUGAUGGUGUAGUCUGUUAAAUUUUCUUGGAACAUAAAAUGUCUUUAUUUUUAGUUAUUUUAUUUAUUUUAUAUCGUUUUCUUUCGAGCUUUGUUAUUGCAUCAAUGUAAAAUAGGGGAAAAAAAAAAAAUUUUUGUUUUUUUUUUGAAUUGCGGCAGAGCUUGUUGUCAAAGCGACUUCUAUACAUUUUUAUUUGAGAGGAAAAGUGCAAUUUGACAGAUGAAAAACCAAGUGACUGUCUGGAGGCUACAGGGGGUGCUGAAAAUCCGCUUCUUUUUCUCCAGGGGGAUGCUAUUAUCAAGCAUUAUAUUGCAACUCGUUAGGCUGCUUUUAUGAUUGUUGAAUCAAAUUGGCCCAUUGUGGUUCUGGAAGGACAGCCCUAAUGCAGUCCGCAAUUUGAUGCUCAUUGUGCCAGGAAUUGGUCGUGAUUUAGUAUUUAGCUUUAACUGUUAGCCAAGCUAAAUGAAAUUGAAUUUAUUUUAUUUAUUAGUUUUGAGACAGCAGUGUGAUCUGUGUUUUAAAUUUUUUAUAUGAGUUUGAUUUGAUUUGGUUAGAACUCAAAAGAAGCAGAAAGCGAGACAGAUUUGACCAGGUCGCACUUUGCCUUGCAUGGUAGCUUUGACGUCAAUGCUGGAAGAGGGUGCUGGACCAUUGGAUGGAUUGUUUUAUGUUCAAGGCAUUUAAUUUUGUUUCUUUUUCUCAUGUAUUAAGAGGGACUGAUUGGGAGAAGUGCAGGAUUGAUAAGUUUGAAAUGUCAAAAAAAAAUAACUGGCUGUCUUUAAUUUUAAA
Messenger RNA from Malania oleifera, 3677 nucleotides. Its product is annotated as nuclear cap-binding protein subunit 1. Gene Ontology annotation, biological process: mRNA export from nucleus; nuclear-transcribed mRNA catabolic process, nonsense-mediated decay. Lineage: Eukaryota; Viridiplantae; Streptophyta; Magnoliopsida; Santalales; Ximeniaceae. Bases 305 to 2908 code for a protein of 867 amino acids. Gene Ontology annotation, molecular function: protein binding; mRNA binding; RNA cap binding. The record is from RefSeq and is a predicted model, not a curated record. Gene Ontology annotation, cellular component: nuclear cap binding complex; nucleus. The transcript has 19 exons.